Macaca mulatta (Rhesus monkey) is the source of this 3818-nucleotide messenger RNA. RefSeq names its product mitochondrial ribosomal protein L39 (gene MRPL39). The record is from RefSeq and is a predicted model, not a curated record. Gene Ontology annotation, molecular function: RNA binding; nucleotide binding. NCBI's taxonomy places the organism in Eukaryota, Metazoa, Chordata, Mammalia, Primates, Cercopithecidae. Gene Ontology annotation, cellular component: mitochondrion.
GAGUGCGCGCUCCGUUUCCGGGGGAGGAGGGCGAAGAAGGACUUGCGCGCGACGGUUCUCGUCGCUGCUAUGGAGGCGCUGACCAUGGGUGUCCGGGCGCUGCGGCUCUGGCGGGUCGCAUCCGGUUUGGGGAUCAGCUGGAGAUUUAUAGCAACAUCUCCAGCUUCUCAGCUGUCGCCGACAGAAUUGACAGAAAUGCGGAAUGACCUCUUUAAUAAAGAGAAAGCCAGGCAGUUAUCAUUAACUCCCCGAACUGAGAAGAUAGAAGUUAAGCAUGUUGGGAAAACUGACCCCGGUACUGUCUUCGUGAUGAAUAAAAACAUUUCAACUCCCUACAGUUGUGCCAUGCAUUUAAGUGAGUGGUACUGCAGGAAGUCCAUUCUGGCUCUGGUGGAUGGACAGCCUUGGGACAUGUAUAAGCCUUUAACAAAGUCGUGUGAAAUUAAAUUUCUUACUUUCAAAGAUCGUGAUCCAGGAGAAGUGAAUAAGGCUUAUUGGCGUUCCUGUGCUAUGAUGAUGGGUUGUGUGAUAGAGAGGGCAUUCAAAGAUGAAUAUAUGGUCAAUUUGGUCAGAGCUCCGGAAGUUCCUGUAAUUUCUGGUGCCUUCUGUUACGACGUAGUUUUGGAUAGCAAACUUGAUGAGUGGAUGCCAACAAAAGAGAACUUACGUUCUUUCACAAAGGAUGCUCAUGCUUUAAUUUAUAAAGAUCUUCCAUUUGAAACUCUGGAAGUUGAAGCAAAAGUGGCAUUGGAAAUAUUUCAACACAACAAGUACAAAAUAGAUUUCAUAGAAGAGAAGGCAUCUCAGAACCCUGAGAGAAUAGUCAAGCUACACAGAAUAGGUGACUUCAUUGAUGUGAGUGAGGGCCCUCUUAUUCCAAGAACAAGUAUUUGUUUCCAGUAUGAAGUGUCAGCAGUUCACAAUCUUCAACCCACCCAGCCAAGUCUCAUACGAAGAUUCCAGGGUGUGUCUUUACCCAUUCACUUAAGAGCACAUUUUACGAUAUGGGAUAAGCUAUUGGAAAGAUCUCGGAAAAUGUAUGAAACACUUCAUGUUGCUCAAAUGGAAACUGUACAGAAACAGGUUACUCCCUUCCUUCUCCGUGGAUGCAACACUUUGGCAUGUUUUCUCUUUUUUUUUCCUGCAGAUCUAGGCAGAUACAUACAAAUAUAAAUGUAAUUUCUAAAAAACAUAAAUAGGAUCAUACUAUACUUGCUUGCAUUUUUUGCCAAACAGUGGCACAGUAAACAUCCUUGUGCAAAAAUGGCAAAUGUUUGUAGUAAAUAACGUUAACUGAGUAUUUAUCAUGUGCUGGGCCUUGUGCUAAGCUCAUCACCUGAAACCUUUUGUGUAAUCCCCACAGUGACCUGUUGAGAAGAUAUUUCUAUUUUUUAAAUGAGGAAACAGCAUAGAGCUUGAAAGUGGUAAAGUGGGAAUUUGAACGGAGACAGUUUCACUCACAUGCUCUUAUGUUCUACGUUGCCUUAUGUAUAAAUAAUUUUGUAGGAAUAGCUUUCUGGCAGUGGAAUUAUUGACAGGCGCUACCAGAUGCUGGCUUCCCAAAGGUUUUGCCGAAUGUUACUCCCAGUAACAGUGUCUGAGAGUGCCUGUUUACCCACACCUUGAGUAAGCCUUGGUAAUCAGUCUUACAAAAAUAUUUUGCCAAAAAGUUUCUGCUUCAGUGUCAGCAAGUUUUCUGUGUCUUGUGCACAGGCUUCCUCUGAAGGCUGUAUUUUUUUUUUUUUUUUUUUCUGGGUGAGGUCAGUCCAUAUCUUCCUGUUUCUUGAUUAACUUUCUCAUUUUGCUAGCAUUUGUCUCUAUGCUCCUUUCUAGGAAAAAAUGUCUAAGAGGUGAGCCAUUGCAUGUCCAAAGUGGGUUCUGCACUUGUAUUUGAUGAACUAUUAAGCUAGAUACAGAAUUCUAGAUUGAAUAGUAGUUUUCUCUUCGAACUUUGAAAGCAGCUCAGUUAUUUUCUGGCAUCUGAUUUUGCUAAUAAAAGGUCUGAUGCCAGUCUGAUUCUUGUUCCUUUUUAUGUAACCUGUUCUCUGCAUCCCCUUCCCUCAACACACUCUGGACACUUAGGAUCUUUUUAUUCUUGGUGGUGUAAAGUUCGACAAUCCUGUACCCGUAUCUAGGUCUUUAGUCAGUUAUUCUGCUUGGUACGUAGGCGGUCCUUUCAAUUUUCGACAUCUCUCUUUUAUGUUUUUUUACUUUUUUUGUUCUUUCUUUUCUCUGGAGGUUCUUUGUUUCUCUAAUACCGUUCAGCUGUAUUUGCAUCUUCUAUAUUGGUCCUCCGUAUUUUUUUCCCUUUCUCUAUUAUUUUUCCUGCAUUUAUAUUUUACUUGUAAUACAUUAUGUCAAGCAUAUUUUAAUUUCUGAAAGCUGUCUUUUGCUUCUCUUUCAUAGAAUCCUUUUCAGGUUUUUGGAUGUGAUGUUUUUUCAUGAAGCUCUCUGAAGAUAUCGAUAUAAUUGGUAUUCAUUUGUUCAUUCACUUUCUAGUCCCUGAAUUAUCUCUUUUCUCUGGUGACAGAUUUUUUAUCUUAGUCUUUCACUUACAUGUUUCAGGCUUUUUUCAAAUGUCUUAUGUUUAUUGGCUGUCAGUUUGUAAUUGAAAAUGUGGAUGUAGGGAGGUUGAGUGGCAGCUCUGUGGUUUGAGCAAGGUUUGGCUUCUUGUAGGCAUCACUAAGGAUGAGUAGGUGAAUCUGGCUGGUAGCACGAGGGUUUGUAAAAUGCUAGAAUGAAGAGGUCUUGUCUUGGCUACUGAUUUCUAAAUUGACUCCUAGUUUUAUGCAGACUGUUCUUUCACUGACUUUAUAAAAGAUCCCUUUGAUAUUUUACAUGGGGCACUCCUUGGAUUUAGGUCAUUCUGUAUUUGAAGAUGGGGUAGUGUUCAACCAGUUCGUAUACAGGCCUUUAAUUAAUUCCUUUCUUUUUAAUUAGUUUAGAUUCAAUUAAUUCCUCUACUGUCUUCUAUCAUCUAUGAACUUCUGCCGUCUCUGAUCUAAGGCCCAGUUGGGCCGCUUGGCUGCCUCUGAUGGAACUUCCUCCACCUGUUUUCUAGGUGGUGACGUUCUCUAGUGUUUUAUUAGUUACUUAGCUUUUUGUCUUUUAGAAUUUGGUUGACAUCUCUUGUUUAUUGAUUUUUUUUCCCAUUCUCUUUGUUGUUUGUGAAUUUAUAUACUUCAACAUUUUUUUCUCUUAAAAAUUGUGAAAUAUUUGAGCAUACAGAAGAGUACAGAGAAUAAUUUCACAAACUUGUUUGAGUGGGUGUUUUUCAUGCUUUUUGGGCAACUAGCACUGUUUGAACACCUGCUUUUUGGCAACUUCCCACUCCAUGGAUCCUACCUUACCCAGUAGAAGAAUGAAAUUUAAUUUCCUACCCUUCCUUACAGCUACGGCUGAGACAGGUAGCGUGGGCUCACCAAUUAGACAUACCUGUGUGAAAUCUGGAAGCAAGUACUUUGCAGACAAGAGUAGUUGUUGAGAGGAGCAGUGAUGUGGUUUUCAAUGCAGCAGUGGCAGAGGUCCCAUGUAAUGGUGCAAGGUGUGGAGGCUGUGCUUAGCAGUUUUUCCCCCACAGCUGCUCCAGGGUAUAAAAAUCGGUGUUUUUUUGAGCCUCAUAGUCCUGACCUCCAGGCCUGAGACUUGUGAGCCAUUUUUUUUCUGUUUGUUUAAACUAGCAAGUGUAGAUCCUGUUGUUUAUAACCAAGAGUGUUGAUAUACAGCCACUAUUUAAUUGUAACCACUGUCAACCUUUUUCCUUAUUUACUUCAUAUCGUUUUGUGUUUAAAUAAAGGAAAAACUGCACAUCCAUUGAA